AUGGGUAUCGACUUUACAGUCUUCAAGGGUUCCGAAUCCGGUGAGAUCGUGGAGGCCAAGGGCCACCGCGAUGUAGGCCCGACACAAGCUCUAGUCGCACUGUCGCAUUGCGGUGUUUGUGGUACUGAUUCUCAUUACCGGCAAGCCGACCAAGGAUUGGGUCACGAAGGAGUUGGUGUUAUCAUAGAGAUUGGAAGCAUGGUUGAAAAGCUCUCAGACUUGAGGGUCGGCGACCGGGUUGGAAUGGGAUGGCUCCAAAGAACGUGCGGCUACUGUAAAUUUUGUUUGACAGGCAGGCAGUUCAAGUGUCAGAACAGCGAACAGUUUGGGACAGCAAACUUGGACCAAGGGUGCUUUGGUACAGGUGUUGCUUGGGACGUGAGCACGCUCUUCAAGAUUCCAGACGAAAUCUCGUCCGAAUCUGCAGGACCAUUGAUGUGUGGUGGUGCCACCGUUUGGGGUCCCUUAUACGAGAAUGGAUUCAAAGCAGGUGAUCGCAUCGGGAUUAUCGGGAUCGGUGGACUCGGACACUUGGCUAUUCAGUUUGUCUCGAAGAUGGGAAUGGAGGCCGUCGUCUUCUCCGGUACCGAAAGCAAGAAGGAAGAAGCAUUCCAAUUUGGCGCGAGGGAAUUCUACGCCACCAAGGGAGUCACAAAGUUCGAAGGGAUCGAGCCUGUCGACUGCUUGUUGAUCACUACUUCGGUACUACCUGAUCUCUCAUUGUAUCUACCAGUAUUGGCACCGUAUGCGAAGAUAUUCCCACUCACCAUCAGCAUGGACAAUAUUCCAGUCCCUGCUCUGCCGUUUGUCAUGUACGGCUAUUCGAUAAUCGGAUCUGGGGGAGCUCAUCCACAGUCUGUGAAGGCAAUGUUGAGAUUCGCCGCGGAACAUUCAAUCAAACCGGUCAUCGAAAAGUUCCCAUUGACACAAAGCGGCGUCACGGAUGCCAUGAAGAAGCUAGACGAGGGUAGCUUACAUCGACUUGCGACCGCACUCGGCACGCCCUGCUCCGGAACGAAGCUUGCCCGUAUAGAGGCCAUCAGUUGUGCAGCGUCUGACUCUGUAAGAGAUGGAAAUAGUAGGGGCAGUGUGUCCCACUUGAGUCUGUUAAGCAUAGAUAUGGGCAUCAGAAAUCUGGCCUUUGCGCAUCUCACGGCCCCAGUGGAAGAGGAGGUCACCCAACCGCUAAGGUAUACACAAUACCGCAAGCCAACACUACAAGCAUGGCGUCGUAUAGCAGUGGCGGAAUCACUGAACAGCACGAGUGGCCACCCAGACUCAGCGCCGGAGACCUCUUCCACAGUGACCGAAGUAGCUGAAGUGGCCAAAGAGUCAUUCGAGCCUAUUGACUACGCCAGGCAUGCGUACAAUCUUGUCAAAUACAUGCUACGGACUUACAAACCCAAUCACAUCCUGAUCGAGAGACAAAGAUUUCGGUCAGGCGGACAAUCAGCGGUUCAAGAAUGGACCCUCAGGGUUGGUGUCUUUGAAGGCAUGCUCUAUUCCGUUCUACGAACUCUAGCUGAGGAGCAUCGGCUGCAGCUGAGCAUGGAGCCAAUGCAGCCUCCCCGGGUCAACCGAUACUGGCUUGAGGGGUACCAGGGUCUGCUGGGCUCGAAGGAGAAAAAGCUGGUCGGUCGCGACGUAAAAAAGGCAAAGAUUGAUCUUGUUGGAAAUAUGCUCAGAGAUGAAAACUCAAUUUUCCGUGUUGGGAAGAGCGUUCAGCAGGAAGCAGCCGAGUUUGUAUCGCGUGUCAACAAACAUUCGAAGGACGGGCGAGCUGCUACAACUAAUAUGUCAAAGCUGGAUGAUCUGGCCGACUCGCUUUUGCAAGGAUUGGCAUGGAUCCAUUGGCGAAAUAACAGACGAUGUAUCGAAUUCCUAGGACGAGAUGCAGUUGAUAUGGAGUCUGGAUGCUUAUUGUGA
Fonsecaea pedrosoi CBS 271.37 is the source of this 1926-nucleotide messenger RNA. RefSeq lists its product as uncharacterized. NCBI's taxonomy places the organism in Eukaryota, Fungi, Ascomycota, Eurotiomycetes, Chaetothyriales, Herpotrichiellaceae. The record is from RefSeq and is a predicted model, not a curated record. Gene Ontology annotation, cellular component: mitochondrion. Gene Ontology annotation, molecular function: flap-structured DNA binding; Y-form DNA binding; DNA endonuclease activity. The transcript is spliced from 5 exons. Bases 1 to 1926 code for a protein of 641 amino acids.